This is a messenger RNA of Leguminivora glycinivorella, 2672 nucleotides long. Its product is annotated as glutamate decarboxylase 2-like. Gene Ontology annotation, molecular function: pyridoxal phosphate binding; carboxy-lyase activity. Lineage: Eukaryota; Metazoa; Arthropoda; Insecta; Lepidoptera; Tortricidae. Bases 142 to 1584 code for a protein of 480 amino acids. Gene Ontology annotation, biological process: carboxylic acid metabolic process. The transcript is spliced from 8 exons. The record is from RefSeq and is a predicted model, not a curated record. Gene Ontology annotation, cellular component: cytoplasm.
AGCGCGCGAGGUCCUGUGUAAAUAAUGGAAAACACUACAAACAAUGAUUCCGGGUUAAGCGUGCCUACGCGCAGUCUGCCGCGGUCCCUUGGUUAGAUUACACCUAUUCAUUGAUAGAUGCAGUGAUACUAAGUUCACAAAAUGAAUGUCAACGGCCAUUCGUUUCUCAGUAAAGUGUUUAAUAUAGUAAAGGAGGAGUUGGGAGAAGAUGCGCCGCUUAUCAAGUUUGAGCACCCUAAGGAUUUGGAGAAAAUUCUCCAACUAGACUUAUCAGAGGCUACAGAUGAGAAGACUCUAGAGCAAUGCGUGCGCCAAGUUCUCCAGUACAGCGUGAAGACCAACAAGCCGACCUUCCGUAACCAGCUGUUUGGGGCCACGGACCCUUACGGACUCUCUGCGGCGUGGAUUACGGAAGCUUUCAACACCAGUCAGUAUACAUUCGAAGUAGCGCCCGCUUUCACCCUAAUCGAGAACAAAGUCCUGAGUCACGUCUUGAAGCUCUUCGGCAUCCCCGAUGGCGAUGGCAUCUUCAGCCCUGGAGGCAGCUUGUCGAUGCUAUAUGGCAUCGUCGCCGCGCGGUUCAGAGCCUUCCCGCAGGUCAAGGCCAAGGGCAUGUGGGGUCUGCCUCAGAUGGUGUUGUAUACUUCGGAAGACAGCCACUACUCAAUAAAGAAAGCAGCGCACUGGCUCGGCUUCGGUACCGACAGCAUUCGCACCAUAAAAACCAACGCCAGCGGUCGAAUGAUCCCCGAACAGCUAGAAGCGGCUAUUCUCAAAGACAAGAAGGCUGGACUACAUCCCUUGAUGGUGAAUGCUACUGCUGGGACAACGGUGCUGGGAGCCAUCGAUCCUUUACCGGUUAUUGCUGAUAUUUGCAAGAAGCACGCUGUUUGGAUGCACGUUGAUGCUUGCUGGGGCGGGAGUUUGAUUUUGUCCCGCAAACAUAAAAUUAAGCUGAAUGGCAUUGAACGAGCAAACUCCAUAUCCUGGAACCCCCACAAGAUGGCAGGAGCGCCGCUUCAAUGCUCACUAUUCCUUGUGCGCGAAAAGGGCCUCCUACACGAAGCCAACUCAGCCGCAGCGCAGUACCUGUUCCAGCAAGACAAGUUCUAUGACGUCAGCUACGAUACUGGUGACAAGAGCGUACAGUGCGGACGGAAGAUCGACGCAUUUAAACUAUGGAUGAUGUGGAAGGCGCGUGGCGACGCCGGUCUCAACCAACUCGCUGAUCGCACCAUGCAGAUCGCUCAGUUCUGUCUCGACACUGUGGCUAGUCGACCUGGCUUCAAGUUGGUCGUAGAUCAGUUGCAAUGCCCCAAUGUAUGCUUCUGGUACAUUCCCAAGCGGUACAGAACAGAUAAAGAAGAUGAGGAGUGGUGGGAGAGCAUGCAUAAGAUUACACCGAAAAUCAAGGAGAGCCUAACAAGAAACUCCCUGCUAAUGAUAUCAUAUUCUCCCCUGCGUGAGCACAAGAACUUCUUCCGCCUGGCCGUGACUUUCCAUCCGGUGCUGGAGGAGGCACAGGUCUUGAAGAUGUUAGCCGAUAUUGAACAAGCCGGCGAGGAAAUCACAAUAGAUCUUUAGUAGAAUUAACAUAAACUUAAACCCUUGCACAUGAUGUUAAAUUCUCCCCUGCGUGAGCACAAGAACUUUUUCUGCCUGACCGUUAUCUAUCCUUCAGGGCUCGUGUAAAAUCAAUUAUUGAAGAUUCGAGCAGAUAUAGCACAAGCGAGCGAGGAAAUCACACUAGAUUUUUAGUAGACUUAACAUAAACAUAGUCCAGGCAAAUUAUUUAAAAUUCUGUUCUGAGAGGCCACAAGAAUUUUUUCCACCUGGUGUCAUAAGGCAAAUAACUCACCAUUUUAUGGGCUUUGUUGAUUUCUUAUACGUCAUAUUCUCUUCUACGUAGAUUUUCCGCCUGGCCUUCAUCUAUCCUUGAUUGCUUAAGAAAAUCCAGGCAUUAAAGAUAUUAGCGGAUAUAUGUGCCGUUCUCAAACAAAAGGUACCACAUUGUGGCUAUAGCAUAAGGACGUUAAUAAGUAAUAGGCGAGACGACAAAAAAAAAACUAAUUAGUCCGUUAAUUAGAUUAUUAAAGAAUAUUAGACCCUUUUUUAUUAUUUUUUCUCUUAAACGAAAAAUGACGACGGUACAGUGCGUUGAAGUUUCGCGUGACGUCACGCCUAGGUACAAUUUUUACUUAGAAGUGACGUCACAAGCCCCCACUCCGGAACUUUGAUGCACUGUAUCUUUGUAUUUUUUCAUUAAUUAGAAAAAGCGAAAAAUUUGUGUUUAGUAUUUUUGGAAGAUCUAACUGACCGACUAAAUAGAAUGCCAUUUUUUUUAAUGUAGUCGUCAUCCCUAAUUGAUAAUAUAGAUAUAAGCAAAUGUGAUCCUUAGUUAAUUAAGUGACUGGGAUAUUUUUAGAAGAUUUAACGUUUAUUUUAAAACCUCCCUGCUCAAAUACUCUCCCCUGCCUGAGCAAACAUUUUCACUCGUUGCAGUCACGAACUUAAUCAUUUUGUGUUCAUCUACGAAACACUUUAUUUAUUUACAAAAUUAUUGUAUACUCUAAAUACUAAGUACUUAUGCUUCGAUUGGAAACGAUCCCCUUAUUUUACUAAUUAUUACUGAAAAUUAUGAGUUAGUUUAAUAAUAAUGUUUUUAAACUAGA